This is a messenger RNA of Hypomesus transpacificus, 1528 nucleotides long. Its product is annotated as cAMP-responsive element modulator-like. Gene Ontology annotation, cellular component: nucleus; ATF4-CREB1 transcription factor complex. The record is from RefSeq and is a predicted model, not a curated record. Bases 78 to 410 code for a protein of 110 amino acids. Lineage: Eukaryota; Metazoa; Chordata; Actinopteri; Osmeriformes; Osmeridae. The transcript is spliced from 3 exons. Gene Ontology annotation, biological process: regulation of transcription by RNA polymerase II. Gene Ontology annotation, molecular function: RNA polymerase II cis-regulatory region sequence-specific DNA binding; DNA-binding transcription factor activity, RNA polymerase II-specific.
AUAGAACACAAGCUGCUUUUGGAAACAUUUCAGUCAGUGACUUGAAGACAGGAUUUAUCUGGGAACACUUGGAGGGUAUGGUUGUUACCGAGAGAGAUGACACGGAGUCUGCUGCCACCGGUGACAUGUCGGCCUACCAGCUCCAGACUCCCACCUCCAGUCUGCCCCAGGGCGUGGUGAUGGCGGGCUCCCCCGGCCCCACACGCAACCCUCAUCAGCUGGUCGAGGACGCCACGCGCAAGAGGGAGGUCCGUCUCAUGAAGAACCGGGAGGCUGCUCGCGAGUGUCGCCGGAAGAAGAAAGAAUAUGUCAAAUGUCUCGAAAACCGAGUGGCAGUCCUUGAAAACCAAAACAAGACUCUUAUUGAAGAACUUAAGGCUCUAAAAGACAUGUAUCACAAAUCACACUGAGGACAAUGUGAUUAUAGACUAAUGUGGGCUUUGGAGUAUGUUUGGUUUACAUAAUGGUCUGAGACCAACCACUUGAUAUCCAGCAUUGUUGUCCAGGAUUCAUACACACACAAACACAUUUUUACUGUGUCUUUUUACACAGUAGCCUAUAUAAAUUGUAUCCAGGUGUUACUGGAUGAUAUUAUAAUAAUGUACACCAUAUCUGUUUUUUUUUUAUAUGAUCCACAAUCAUAUGCCUUCUGGUCAGGUUAGUGAGUAUUAUGGGGUGUCUUUGUUGCAUGUGCUCUUAUCAGAGAGGCUGCCAAAGAGUGUCGUCGGAGGAAGAGGGAGUACGUCCGUUGCCUGGAGACGCGUCUCACCAUGCUUGAAGCAGCCAAUAAAAAGCUGAUGGAUGAUCUUCAGUACUUCCACGAAGUAUACGGCUCUAAGACAGGUUAGGAGAGCAGGAAAACAGAUGUUAUCUUUUCACACACGUUACUGAACAUUGCUUACAUCAAUGCCUUUGAAAACCUGCCUGUUAAUAACAUUCCUCUGCAAUCGGUUUAGAUUUUCAUGGAUUGAAACACAGCUUCAAGCUUUUUGAAAUGUCAAGUAUUUGUCCCCAAAAUACUAAAUUGUCGGCACGAUUCGGGUUAGAUGACCCAUCAGGGAAAUGACCUCCUGUGGGGGGUUACGUUACAAUCAGAAGCUGAAGUCCUGACACAAAUGUUUGGUUUAGAUAACUGUGAUAACUUAUAAUACUGAGGCCUCAGCCUACCUUACCUUCACUGUCAUUAAACAGAGACACCUACUGUACCAGCACAAAGCCUAAUGGCGUUCUUACGAGUCAUUUAAUAUUUUUAAAGAUUUUAGUUUUAUUUAUUGGAUAUUUAUUAGGUUGUUGUCAGUCAUUGUUAUGUACUGUAGCUUUGACUUUGUAUUUACAUUGUGUGCCUUUCUUUGUUUUUUAUCUUCCAAUGAGCCUUGUUGUUGUCUGAAUGUGAAUGAAUGUACUGUUUUUCUAUGAAACUAAGCACAACUUGAAAAUGCUAAGAACACAGAGUUCCUUCACUCAGUGGUUAAUAUGUUUGUUUUGUUAGAUUCAGAUUAAAUUAUACUCUUGUUUCUAUUCAUAUGAA